AUGUCUUCAUUUGAGGCCCAGGGCCAGUCUCCUCCUCGGUGUGGCCCACAGUUCCCUAGCCUGGGCCAGGAGCCCCCGGAGCUCAGCAUGUACAGCGACUGUUACUACCCUCCUCCUUCACUGCCAAGUCCUCAGCGCACCACUCCGACCUCCUACGACCUGAGCGACUACACCACGUCCUCCCCGAACCCUUACCUCUGGUUCAACGGCUCCGGCAUCAACACACCGCCAUAUCUGGCUACCACCGGCCCGCCCGGUAACCCCGGCCCUCCCUUUGUCCCUCAGCACUACGGCAUGCAGAGGCCCUACCUGGGUCCUGCUGGAGCCGGGGGUCCAGGAGGGGAGCUGAGCUGGUUCUCUCUCCCCUCACAAGAAGACCUAAUGAAGCUGGUCAGGCCACCAUACUCCUACUCGGCACUCAUCGCCAUGGCUAUCCACGGGGCACCAGACAGGAGGCUGACGUUGAGUCAGAUUUACCAGUACGUCGCUGACAACUUCCCUUUCUAUAACAAGAGUAAAGCAGGAUGGCAGAAUUCCAUCAGGCACAACCUGUCACUCAAUGACUGCUUCAAGAAAGUACCAAGAGAUGAGGAUGAUCCAGGCAAGGGCAACUACUGGACUCUUGACCCAAACUGCGAAAAGAUGUUUGACAACGGAAACUUCCGCCGCAAAAGGAAGAGAAAGUCUGACUCCCUGGCUGGUGGAGAUGGCGGCUCAGGGGCUCCAGAGUCCGGUGACAGCGAGAGGGGCAGCCCCAAACACUCAAAUACCCUCAACAUCUCCCCCACGCCGGACAGGAUCCCCUCCCCUUCAUCGUCAGGCCCCACACCUUGUCUCAGCAGCUUCUUAUCUGAGAUGUCUGGAGUGACAGCCGGAGCAGCUAAUGAGGUGGGAGCUGAUGGGCUGAGCAGGCCGCUGCACCUUCCUUUAGACGGGCCUCAUAGACCCACGCAACCUGGAAGCUUUAGUAGCUACUCCCCCAGCUCAGGUGGCUCAGAGUGGGUACCACAAGUGGCAGCUCCCUCUGUGCUCUCCUCUUCACCCACCCACUCUUCCCUAGGCUACACUAGCCCCAUCCUCAGCCAGUACAGUGGGUCAAGUGGCCAUUUCUACCCUAACCUGAGCUCGACAGGAAUCAUCUACCACCGUGAGGGCACAGAGGUUUAA
This is a messenger RNA of Centropristis striata (black sea bass), 1167 nucleotides long. It is a transcript of the gene foxi3b, whose product is annotated as forkhead box I3b. The transcript has 2 exons. NCBI's taxonomy places the organism in Eukaryota, Metazoa, Chordata, Actinopteri, Perciformes, Serranidae. Gene Ontology annotation, molecular function: DNA-binding transcription factor activity, RNA polymerase II-specific; RNA polymerase II cis-regulatory region sequence-specific DNA binding. Gene Ontology annotation, biological process: cell differentiation; regulation of transcription by RNA polymerase II; anatomical structure morphogenesis. The record is from RefSeq and is a predicted model, not a curated record. The coding region runs from base 1 to 1167 and encodes 388 amino acids.